AUAGGUUGCAGCGAUACGCUAUGUUUCUGAGUGGAUAUAACUACACCAUAGAAUACAUACGUAGCGCCGAUAACAGCGCGGACUACUUGUCGCGCGCAAGCCUACCUGAUAACGCCAACGAUGAUUCAACGCGGAAGACAGUUUACGGCCACGAGACUAGUGAUAGUGACAGUUUAGCACCAAUUGAAGACCGUGCUUCUUAUGUUAACUUUGUUAUAGAUGGUAGUUUACCCAUUACGUUAAACGAAAUACGCGAAGGAACUAUUAAGGACUCAAUAUUAGGCAAAGUUGUUUUCUAUAUUACUAAUGGCUGGCCGAGGCGUUUAUCAAAUGAAUUAAUUAAACCAUACUUUCAUUGUAAGACUCAGUUAUCGUAUGAGAAUGGCUGCGUUAUGAGAGGACACAAAAUAGUUAUUCCUGAAUCUAUGAGAAAUAAAUUAUUAGGUGAGCUUCAUAAAUCACAUUUGGGCAUUGUUAAAACAAAGGCAGAAGCACGUAGCAGGUUUUGGUUUCCCGGAAUAGACAAAGCUAUAGAAAAUAUGAUUGCUAGCUGCGCGAUUUGUUUACAAUUGCGACAGUCACCAGCGCGUGCGCCGCUCGCUUUAUGGCCCCACCCACCGCAGCCGUUUUAUCGUAUUCAUAUAGAUUUCUUAGGUCCUAUUCAUAACCGUUCUUAUUUAGUAAUCGUAGAUGCAUAUUCUAAAUGGGUCGAAGCGUACGAUAUGGGUGCAAAUACGUCGACGUCAGCAGUGGUCAGCAAAUUAUAUGAAUAUAUGGCGAGAUUUGGUCUGCCACACACUUUGGUUAGCGAUAAUGGCACACAAUUUACAUCGAAAGAAUUUAAACAAUUUUGUCUAUCUAACGGUAUAUCGCAUGUGACGUCGCCCGCUUAUCACCCGGCUAGUAACGGACAGGCAGAAAGUUACGUAAAAGUGGUUAAGAAAGGGAUUAAAUCGUGUAUUCUAAGUAAUAAUAACGUAAAAUCAAUAGCACAUAAAAUGUGUAAAUAUCUAUUUGAUUAUCGAAACUCAGUACAUUCAACCACGGGCUGUUCGCCUGCUCAGUUAGUAUUUGGGCAUAAAUUACGAUCACGAUUAGACAUAAUAAAAACAAUACAACCACCGAUGUGUGUCACCCUCGCUCAACACGUCGAAAAUAAACAGUGCUUACAGUCUAAUGCAUCUAAUACAAGACGAGUACAUUGCUUUAAAUCGGGGGACUAUGUUUUGUAUAAAAAAUACAACAGUGAUAAACAAGGAUUCUGGAACAAAGGGGUUAUUGUGGAACAAAUAGGUAUAGUCGUUUAUAUUGUGAAAGACAGUCUAACUUCUUGUAAAAUUAAAAAACAUCAAAACCAGAUAAUACCCUACAAAGGAACAGGCAACUACUUUGGCCAUGAACUGGGCUGCUUUUGUAAGACGACUAAAAAAUCACGGUGUAUAGACCAGUUGUUAAGUAUGUUGGAUUGUCAUACAUCAAAUACACCAAUGAAAUGUAAACUUAAUCUAACAAUUAAUAACAAAUCUGAUAUUAGCAUACCAUAUCAAUGCUUGAUAGGUAGUUUAAUGUAUUUAUCUGUUUUAACUCGCCCAGAUAUAUCAUACUCAGUUAGUUACAUGUGCCAAUUUAAUAAUUGUUUUACUAAAGAACAUUGGCGACAUGCAAAAAGAAUAUUGAGAUAUUUGAAAAAUAAUAAACAUUAUGCUUUUAAAUAUGACUCAGGCCAGAAUUCAGGAAUUGUUGGUUAUGUUGAUGCCGAUUGGGGCAGUGAUGUCAUUAGUAGAAGGUCAUGUAUUUAAAUUGUCAAGUGCUGCAAUAUCUUGGGAAAGCAGAAAACAAAAGGGUGUUGCACUUUUUAGUACAGAAGCAGAAUACAUAAGAAUCUCAGAAUGUUGUAAGGAGGCUAUUUGCAGCGUCAUGUGCGAUGCGUCGUAGUGCGUGAACGUUAACAAUGGUGAUGUGAACGGGUCAAUGACCUCUAAAAUGCUAAAGUGCGCGAACUGUAAUUUAUUGAUAAAUGAGGUUCUGGCCUCAUUCAGAACAAGUGUGACGUGAUGGACGAAGAUUCUAUGAUUAGAUUGUGUAAAGUGGGGAGAAACCAUUUUAACGCGGAGUGGUCAGUGUUCACCGUAAAUGUUUGGCCGUUUUCGAGAUAGCACUGCCAGUGCUCGAGUGCAGUUAACACAGCAAGGGUCUCCCUUUCCGGUAUGCUGUAGUUUUUCUCAGGGCUGGUGAAAGAUCUACUCAUGUAGGCAAUUGGAUGUUCUUUACUGUCGAUAGUCUGCGUCCUACGCGAGUAGUUACGGUAUUGGUGCUAUGUUAAGCACCAAUACCGCAUCGCACAUGACGCUGCAAAUAGCCUCCUUACAACAUUCUGAGAUUCUUAUGUAUUCUGCUUCUGUACUAAAAAGUGCAACACCCUUUUGUUUUCUGCUUUCCCAAGAUAUUGCAGCACUUGACAAUUUAAAUACAUGACCUUCUACUAAUGACAUCACUGCCCCAAUCGGCAUCAACAUAACCAACAAUUCCUGGAUUCUGGCCUGAGUCAUAUUUAAAAGCAUAAUGUUUAUUAUUUUUCAAAUAUCUCAAUAUUCUUUUUGCAUGUCGCCAAUGUUCUUUAGUAAAACAAUUAUUAAAUUGGCACAUGUAACUAACUGAGUAUGAUAUAUCUGGGCGAGUUAAAACAGAUAAAUACAUUAAACUACCUAUCAAGCAUUGAUAUGGUAUGCUAAUAUCAGAUUUGUUAUUAAUUGUUAGAUUAAGUUUACAUUUCAUUGGUGUAUUUGAUGUAUGACAAUCCAACAUACUUAACAACUGGUCUAUACACCGUGAUUUUUUAGUCGUCUUACAAAAGCA
Messenger RNA from Trichoplusia ni (cabbage looper), 2856 nucleotides. RefSeq lists its product as uncharacterized. Gene Ontology annotation, biological process: DNA integration. The transcript has a single exon. The coding region runs from base 21 to 1799 and encodes 592 amino acids. Lineage: Eukaryota; Metazoa; Arthropoda; Insecta; Lepidoptera; Noctuidae. The record is from RefSeq and is a predicted model, not a curated record. Gene Ontology annotation, molecular function: nucleic acid binding.